AUGCGGAGUGUCGACUUACAGGAGUCUGACGCUUAUACGAUAUGGCACGGCUCCGCCACCUCUUCGGAUCACGAGAUCGUCCUCUCCACCAUCCGACAAUUGUACCGCGACUGGAGUGAGGAAGGCGCUGGUGAGCGAAAUGCAUGUCACCAGCCAGUCUUGCAGGAUCUCGCCUCCGAGUUCGCUUCUGUGCACGACAAGACCUCCGUUCGCGUGCUGGUGCCUGGCGCCGGCCUCUGCCGUCUCGUCCUCAAUAUCGCGGCAGCCGGAUACAUGACCGAGGGCAAUGAGAUCUCGUGCCACCAGCCCUUGGCCAGCCACUUCUUCCUUAGUUACAAGAUGAAUGCUUCGCACUUCCAGUUGUACCCUUGA
Coniosporium apollinis CBS 100218 is the source of this 372-nucleotide messenger RNA. RefSeq lists its product as uncharacterized. The record is from RefSeq and is a predicted model, not a curated record. The transcript has a single exon. Bases 1 to 372 code for a protein of 123 amino acids. NCBI's taxonomy places the organism in Eukaryota, Fungi, Ascomycota, Dothideomycetes. Gene Ontology annotation, molecular function: S-adenosylmethionine-dependent methyltransferase activity.